AUGAGUGCCUCGGGCACGAUCGACCCGCGGGGCGCCUGGCUGGUGGGUUCGGACGAAGGCCUCCAGCAGAAGCUGGCGGAGGCGAUCCUCCGAGAGAAGAAGGACUUCAAGAUCAGUAUUCACCUUGCUACAUCCCUCCCCUUACCUUCAGAGAGGGAUCACCUUCGGCCCAGGAUAGAUCUGAUUGCCUUUAUGAUUGACAUCAAGAGCAAAUACAGCUUGAAGAAUGUCGAAGCUUCCCUAGCUCACGUGGAUGCCAGCUUCUUCCUGGGGAAAGUGUGCUUUCUUGUCACUGGGGUUGGCAGGGUGAAUUAUUGCAGCGUAGAGAUGAACGCCAUCUGGAAACUGGGAGAAGUCUACUGCAGUCCUGUGCUAUUCUGUGAGCUGGAGUUGGAAGGGAUACGAGUUGCCACUGCUCAGCGACUUCUCCGGAUGUUACAGAUCUGUGCUGGUCACAUACCAGGAGUUUCUGCCUUGUCCUUUGGCUCACUGAUGAGGAACUCUGCUGACGACUAGCCUCUCAUUGUGAGAAUUCAGGCACAUUCAUCAAGUUUUUUUCACUUCAGGCGUUCAAGCUGCUGCAGUUGGAAUCAUGUUGGGAAGCUUUUUUGCCUGACUUGUCACGACCACUCAUCCAGAGCUGUUCCUAGUUGCUAAUCUCUCACGAAAAGCUUGAUUCCUGUUCAGUGGAUAACAUAUAGGUGCUGGGGGGAGGGCAGUUUGAAUUGGGGAUUCCUAUCCAUUAUUACAUCUGAAUCCCACUUCAUGAUCAAGUUUGAGUUUCACCCACUUUGCCAGUGGCCAGGAGCUACGUGUUUUACUGAGAGACUACUGGAAGAACAGGCCACUAUCCCAAAUGCCGCAUGUUAUGGUUGAGUAUCUGUUUCAGUGUCCCCAAAGUACUAGAGAAGAGGCAGCAGGCUCCUGCUUCCUUUCAGUUGAAAUAUAGCACCUUGGACUAAUGUGCAACGUCGCUGCCAGGUUUUGUUUUCCCCCCAAGAGAAUAACGGGGAAGGAAGGCUGUCCUGCAGCUUCUAGAUAGUCUGCAAUUGGCAGUUAAUGAUCCAUCUGUGUGAGCGUCUGCCCAGCGAAGGGCUGAGUAUUUCCGUGCCUGAUACCUAACUGCGGAGGAAGGGUCUAAAGAAGAUAAUCUAGCACUUUAGCUUUCUUUUAGAUCUUUAAAGAGCAAGGCUCCAUCUAUCAAGCCCAGGAUAACCCUAGCAACCCAGACUCUGGGGCUGGCCAGAGAUGAAAUACAGCAGACGGGACUACAGCAACAUACAGAAAACAUGUUAUCUCUUGCAAGUUGGGCAUAUGCUGUGUAUAAUCCCUUAACUAGCAGGUUCUUAUCAGCAGUAAUUCAUGCCUUAUUCUUACUGCAAGUCAGUAGUGUGUUUUGGAGUUCUAAGUUAAUAAAAUGUAUA
This is a messenger RNA of Aptenodytes forsteri (emperor penguin), 1424 nucleotides long. It is a transcript of the gene CENPM, whose product is annotated as centromere protein M. The transcript has 6 exons. Bases 1 to 516 code for a protein of 171 amino acids. Lineage: Eukaryota; Metazoa; Chordata; Aves; Sphenisciformes; Spheniscidae. The record is from RefSeq and is a predicted model, not a curated record.